This is a messenger RNA of Strongylocentrotus purpuratus (purple sea urchin), 1143 nucleotides long. Its product is annotated as QRFP-like peptide receptor. The record is from RefSeq and is a predicted model, not a curated record. Gene Ontology annotation, cellular component: membrane. Gene Ontology annotation, biological process: G protein-coupled receptor signaling pathway. Lineage: Eukaryota; Metazoa; Echinodermata; Echinoidea; Camarodonta; Strongylocentrotidae. Gene Ontology annotation, molecular function: G protein-coupled receptor activity. The coding region runs from base 1 to 1143 and encodes 380 amino acids. The transcript has a single exon.
AUGACUCUUCUAUCUCCAAACAGGAUCGAUCUAUUGAUUCUGCUCUUUGGUGUGGCAUGGAGUAGCACCAUCGCACAAGACAUGGCUCUCAACACUACCCCUGAGAGUGAUAUGAUGUCGACGUCUAUAUCAUACUUCAACGAGUCCGUAAACGAGAGCGAUGUCGAGACGGGUUCAUCAGGUUGGGCCUGGUACCCAUUCACUUGGACCUGGUGGCUCAUCGUCCAAACCAUCCUGGCCAUCCUGGGCGUCAUAGGAAACGGCAUCGUGGUGGUUGUCAUCUACCAACGCUAUUACUCAAUACGCUCCACCGACAUCCUAAUCGGGGCUCUCGCCAUCAGUGACCUCCUGACAUCCAUCUUCUUAUUCCCGAUCCCUUGGGCGAAGAAGGUUCCUGAUAACAUCCUGGGACGUCUUUACUGCAAGCUCCUGUACCCUUCGUUCUUCCUAUGGUUCUGCAUCACAGCAGCUACCUACCUCCUGGUGGGAAUCUGCAUUGAGCGCUAUGUGGCCAUCGUCUAUCCUCUAUACUUCAACCGAGUCAGCAGUAAACGGAAGACCACCACCUUUGUUCUUGGCUUGUGGCUGUUCAGCUUUCUCCUGGUGGUCUACACCCUCUUCAUCUUCAUCUAUGACGAAAGCAUUGGUUACUGCGCUGGCAUCAUCAAGACCGAGCUGGGCCGGGUUGUCCAAGCCUACUAUGCCAUCUCAAUCCGGCUGAUCAUUCCUGUAGCGAUCAUGUUAGUCACCCAGAUCCUCAUCGCUAGGUCUCUUCACAUCCAGGCUAAGCGGUUCCAGGGAAUGGUCAACAGCGGUAAGGGUGACUCGAACCAGUCAUUCCACGUCGUCGCUCGGAACCGCAUCGUCAAGAUGAUGCUGAUUGUUGUCUUGGUAUACGUCGUGACUUGGUGUCCUAACCAAAUAGCCUAUCUCUGCUUCAAUCUCGGAUACAUCAGCUCAUCCUACAGAGGAAGUUCUCUGCAUCGGAUCCUUACCUUGGUAGGUUUCCUCAACUCCUGCGCCAACCCCUUCAUCUAUGCUGCAAGAAACCCUGAGUUCAGGUCAGCAGUUAUGAACAUAUUCCUGUGCUCUAAACAAAAGGAUGAAGCUGUAUUCAGUGGAUCAGGCAGAAACACAAAAUAA